This is a messenger RNA of Myotis lucifugus (little brown bat), 2157 nucleotides long. RefSeq names its product kelch like family member 3 (gene KLHL3). Gene Ontology annotation, cellular component: cytosol. The transcript is spliced from 15 exons. Gene Ontology annotation, biological process: renal sodium ion absorption; protein K48-linked ubiquitination; monoatomic ion homeostasis. NCBI's taxonomy places the organism in Eukaryota, Metazoa, Chordata, Mammalia, Chiroptera, Vespertilionidae. Bases 291 to 2096 code for a protein of 601 amino acids. The record is from RefSeq and is a predicted model, not a curated record. Gene Ontology annotation, molecular function: protein binding.
UUGGGUUGCUGGAGCUGCGCUGUUCCUAGGAGACGGAGGAGCAGCAAGCCUGCGGGGGAGGGGGAGCAAGUGGGUUGCUGCUUUUAGCUGCUGAAAGGACUGCAGGGAGCUCUGGGUAAGACAUUUUCUGUUGCUGCUGCUUCUGCGGUAGAAGCUGCCGCUAGUAAGUCAGAGGAAGGAGGAUCGAGAGGGAGGAGGCUUCAUUUGCAGCCAUGCUGAAUCACUGUUGCUGAUCAGAUCUCCUGCUGGUUGGCUGCGAGAACCGAGAACAGAGCUAGGAUCUCCGGUGCAUGCACAAUUCAGCAGCUGCCACUCCCGCUGGGCCUUGCACAAUGGAGGCUGAAAGCAUCAAGCUGAGCUCCCUGUCCCCGAUACAGGCUGGGGAUGAUGAGAAGAACCAGAGGACUAUCACUGUCAAUCCUGCCCACAUGGGGAAGGCGUUCAAGGUUAUGAAUGAACUGAGGAGUAAGAAGCUGUUGUGUGAUGUGAUGAUUGUGGCAGAAGAUGUCGAGAUAGAAGCUCACCGUGUGGUCCUGGCAGCCUGCAGCCCCUACUUCUGUGCAAUGUUCACAGGUGACAUGUCUGAGAGUAAAGCCAAGAAAAUUGAAAUCAAGGACGUGGAUGGGCAGACACUGAGUAAGCUGAUUGACUAUAUCUAUACGGCUGAAAUUGAGGUGACUGAAGAGAACGUCCAGGUGCUGCUCCCAGCAGCCAGCUUGCUGCAGCUCAUGGAUGUUCGGCAGAACUGCUGUGACUUCCUUCAGUCUCAGUUGCAUCCCACCAAUUGCCUGGGCAUCCGCGCGUUUGCAGAUGUGCACACCUGCACCGACCUUCUGCAGCAGGCCAAUGCUUAUGCAGAGCAGCACUUUCCAGAGGUGAUGCUGGGGGAAGAAUUUCUUAGCCUAAGUCUGGACCAGGUGUGCAGCUUGAUAUCCAGUGACAAGCUGACUGUUUCUUCAGAAGAGAAGGUAUUUGAAGCUGUGAUUUCGUGGAUCAAUUAUGAGAAAGAAACUCGUUUAGAGCACAUGGCAAAGCUGAUGGAACAUGUCCGUCUCCCUCUUCUACCUAGGGAUUACCUAGUCCAGACAGUUGAAGAAGAAGCUUUGAUAAAGAAUAAUAAUACCUGUAAGGACUUCCUCAUCGAAGCCAUGAAAUAUCAUCUGCUCCCUCUGGAUCAGAGACUCUUGAUUAAGAACCCCAGGACCAAGCCCAGGACUCCAGUCAGUUUACCCAAGGUCAUGAUUGUGGUCGGUGGCCAGGCACCCAAGGCGAUCCGCAGCGUGGAGUGCUAUGAUUUCGAGGAGGACCGAUGGGACCAGAUUGCUGAGCUUCCUUCCAGGAGGUGCAGAGCAGGUGUGGUGUUCAUGGCUGGCCACGUGUAUGCUGUGGGCGGGUUUAACGGCUCACUACGUGUGCGGACAGUGGAUGUGUAUGACGGUGUGAAGGACCAGUGGACGUCCAUUGCCAGCAUGCAGGAACGCCGGAGCACGCUGGGGGCAGCCGUGCUCAAUGACCUGCUCUACGCCGUGGGAGGCUUUGAUGGCAGUACUGGCCUAGCAUCGGUGGAAGCCUACAGCUACAAGACCAACGAGUGGUUCUUCGUGGCCCCAAUGAAUACCCGGCGGAGCAGUGUGGGUGUGGGUGUCGUGGAGGGAAAGCUCUAUGCUGUUGGGGGUUACGAUGGGGCUUCCCGCCAGUGCCUGAGCACCGUGGAGCAGUACAACCCAGCGACCAAUGAGUGGACGUACGUGGCGGACAUGAGCACCCGCCGCAGUGGCGCAGGGGUUGGGGUUCUCAGCGGACAGCUGUAUGCCACAGGUGGGCACGAUGGGCCUUUGGUGAGGAAGAGCGUUGAGGUUUAUGAUCCUGGAACAAACACCUGGAAGCAGGUGGCAGACAUGAACAUGUGCCGACGCAAUGCAGGGGUCUGUGCAGUGAAUGGGCUCCUCUAUGUGGUUGGAGGGGAUGAUGGAUCCUGCAACCUGGCUUCGGUGGAGUACUACAAUCCUGCCACUGACAAAUGGACGCUGCUGCCAACCAACAUGAGCACAGGGCGGAGCUACGCAGGUGUUGCUGUGAUUCACAAGCCCUUGUGACCCCCAACUCCCACUUCCAGGACGUGGGGUCAGGGAGGGGUGCUGCCUGGGACUCAAAAGA